This is a messenger RNA of Linum tenue, 129 nucleotides long. The record is from the annotation of a GenBank genome assembly. NCBI's taxonomy places the organism in Eukaryota, Viridiplantae, Streptophyta, Magnoliopsida, Malpighiales, Linaceae.
AUGGGAGGAUUCGAGAAGCAGGUGAAGGAGAGGGCCAAGGAGCUCCAGGUUUUGUUGAAGAAGGGAGUGAAGGUCGUGGGCGAGUCCUGCAAGAAAGGCUGGAGCAAAGUCAAGCACUUCAAACGCUAG